Messenger RNA from Phoenix dactylifera (date palm), 1567 nucleotides. RefSeq lists its product as uncharacterized. Gene Ontology annotation, molecular function: nucleic acid binding; zinc ion binding. NCBI's taxonomy places the organism in Eukaryota, Viridiplantae, Streptophyta, Magnoliopsida, Arecales, Arecaceae. The record is from RefSeq and is a predicted model, not a curated record.
UUUGGUGCCGGGUGGGAUAAAAAAGGGGAUAUUAUUUAUUUUUGCACUUUAAUCGUAUUCUUCGGAUAAAACUUGCCGUGGGAGAAUCGAAGGCGAGAGGGGGCGGAGAAGGGAGGAGAGAAACCCUAGCCGGCUCCGACAGUAGACAUUAAGAGGUUGAUACUCAAUUCUGAGAUUUGGGGUGUAGGAGUGUCUAAUAGCGGAGGAGGUUGUUUUGUAUUAGACUUUUUUUUUUGGAUAAUGGGUCUUGUUUGGCUGUUUAACUGACUGAAGUAGAGUAGUUGAAGCAAUGGGGUUAAAAGUUAAACGGAUCGUGGGGAAGGGUGUAGUAAUGGGGAGUGGAGAAUUUGGUAAAUUUAUUUGGUGCAGCCUAUGUUGUAGUGUUGGAAUCUGGGUUGUUUCUUUUUGGAAGGAAAGAAUUGGUGGUUUGAUUUGGACUCAUGGAGGUGGCUUUGGAUGUCUGGUUUUGUUGUGGACAGGGAGGAAGGUGUUGGUGGUGGUUGUAGUGGUGGUGGUGUUGGCCGUUUUGUUGGUGGUAGUGCAUAUUGGUGGCAGCUGGUCGUGUUAAGGAUAAAGACUGAAGAUGAGUCAAAGCAGCCGCAGCCCUCCAAGAGACCGCAGGAUCCGCACUGAACGAUCCUCAUAUCGUGAUGCUCCAUACAGGAGGGAUGUUCGCCGAGGUUCCAGGCGUCUUGAUCUGUGCAAGAAUUGCAAGCGACCUGGACACUAUGCUAGGGAAUGCCCAAAUGUGGCUGUCUGCAAUAAUUGUGGCCUACCAGGGCACAUAGCGGCAGAAUGCACUACAAAGGCCCUCUGUUGGAACUGCAAAGAGCCUGGCCAUACGGCAAGCAAGUGCCCCAACGAGGGUAUUUGCCAUACCUGCGGCAAGGUUGGCCAUCUUGCGAGGGACUGUACUGCUCCCCAGCUGCCGCCUGGGGAUUUAAGGCUCUGCAACAAUUGCUACAAGCAAGGACACAUUGCUGCUGAUUGCACCAACGAGAAGGCUUGCAACAAUUGCAGGAAGACAGGGCACCUCGCUCGUGACUGCCAAAAUGAGCCUGUGUGCAACCUGUGCAACGUUGCCGGGCAUGUGGCCAGGCAGUGUCCAAAGGCAGAUGUUUUCGGUGAAAGGGGCGGCGGCGGCGGCGGCGGCGGCGGGCUUCGUGGUGGAUACCGGGAUGUGGUAUGCCGGAGCUGCAACCAAUUCGGCCACAUGAGCAGGGACUGCAUGGGUCCCUUAGUAAUCUGCCACAACUGUGGUGGAAGGGGUCACUGGGCAUACGAGUGCCCGUCCGGGAGGUUCCUGGACCGCGGCCCUCGGAGGUACUGAAUGAUUGGUGGUGACUUUAACAUAAUGCUUUGGGGCUGAAUAUCGGAGCUCUGGACCAAAUUUUAGAUAGAACUGCAUUUUGAGUGAGUUUGCGUGGUUAUCUUGAUUGUUGGACGGGAUUUGGAUGCAGUGGAGGCAUCCAUAUAGGCCUGUAACAGUCAAUAAUUGAACUUUAUGCUGGGUUCUCUUAUCUUGUGGUUGUGACUAAUUUUUCACCUAAAACUGGUUUGGCUAUCA